AUAAGAGCCACAGAUUUUUAGCACAAGGAGGCAGGCACGAGAAAGGGGUCAAGGGAGGCACCAAUGGACUCCUUGUAUGAUAUCUCCUGCUUUGCUGCUGGUCUUGCAGGCAACAUCUUUGCGCUUGCUCUCUUCCUGUCGCCAGUGACGACGUUCAAGAGGAUCCUGAAGGCCAAAUCGACCGAGAAAUUCGACGGGCUCCCUUACCUGUUCUCGCUGCUGAACUGCCUCAUCUGCUUGUGGUAUGGGCUUCCCUGGGUCGCCGAUGGCAGGCUGCUCGUCGCCACCGUCAACGGCACCGGAACGGUGUUCCAGCUCGCUUACAUCUGUCUCUUCAUCUUCUACGCAGACAGCAGGAAAACGAGGAUGAAGAUGAUAUGGCUCUUGGUGCUCGUAGCUUGCGGGUUUGCGCUAAUUUCACAUACAAGCCUCACUUUCUUUGAUCAGCCGCUUCGGCAGCAGUUUGUUGGAGCUGUGAGCAUGGCUUCGCUGAUCUCCAUGUUUGCUUCACCGUUAGCUGUCAUGGGCGUGGUGAUCCGGACAGAGUCUGUGGAGUUCAUGCCGUUCUACCUGUCCCUCUCUACAUUCCUGAUGAGCAGCUCUUUUGCGUUGUAUGGGUUUCUGCUGCGAGAUUUCUUCAUUUAUUUUCCCAAUGGGCUUGGAGUUAUCCUGGGAGCAAUGCAGUUGGCGCUGUACGCUUACUACAGCAGAAGAUGGAGAGGCCAUGAUUCAUCCGAACCGUUGCUGCUCGCUUGAUCAAAACCGAAUUGAUCAAUCAGCUGGUUUGGAAUUUGGGUUCUUGAAAGAGUUGGGGCUUAUGGUGAUAUUGGAGGAGAUAUAAGUCUCGUUUGGUCCCAGUUGACGUGGCAUGUUUAUUUGUACAGCUUUAGCUCAUGCUGCCACGUUGGUUCUCUUCUGUCUUCGAUCACUUGCUGGUACGGGAAGAAGCUGUACUUUAAAGUUCAAACUGCUUUCUUCAAACACGUUGGCAAGCUUUGCACACCAGGGAGGCGAAGGAUAGAAUUUUACAUUUUAUUCCCUCCUUUUACUCAUUACUUGUAUGCAAAACUAUUUCAGCCAUGCACAUCGUGCCUGAGUUCUUAUCAUAAACAUUUCACGUAUGUAUACAUUGCAAAGAUAAUUUUAUUUCUGUUGCUUUUAUAAA
This is a messenger RNA of Oryza brachyantha (malo sina), 1165 nucleotides long. RefSeq names its product bidirectional sugar transporter SWEET2b. Bases 64 to 756 code for a protein of 230 amino acids. The transcript has 6 exons. Gene Ontology annotation, biological process: carbohydrate transport. Lineage: Eukaryota; Viridiplantae; Streptophyta; Magnoliopsida; Poales; Poaceae. Gene Ontology annotation, molecular function: sugar transmembrane transporter activity. Gene Ontology annotation, cellular component: membrane. The record is from RefSeq and is a predicted model, not a curated record.